Molecule: messenger RNA, 3414 nt
Organism: Aureobasidium musti
Lineage: Eukaryota; Fungi; Ascomycota; Dothideomycetes; Dothideales; Saccotheciaceae
Source: the annotation of a GenBank genome assembly
AGAGGUCUGCGUGAAUGCGCAGCAUCAGCACUCGUCUCCGGCUUGGCCAUGAACAAUAAGGAGCGCUCCAAACCCGCGUCGGCCAGCAACUCCCUACAUCGACAGAAGUCUACCAAUGGCUUGAGUCCUGCGCCGCGGCCCAGAGAUGCUUCGAUUGCGCGAACCUCCAGAGCCGACUCCAACCCUCCCGACCAUCUUGACCAUGACCCUGACCACGACCGCGACCCCGAUGACGAUGAUCCACUUCACAUUUCCCUAAAGGCCUGUUACGAUAUCUCGCAGUCCAAAAUCGCCCACCUCUUCUCGAAUCAACCCCCAUCGCCACAAAAUCUAGAAUCCAAAUCACAUCGUCCUGCUCGCGACCAAUCACCCAUCAACCACUCCACCCCACCCCCACCUCCUCCUCCGCCGAAAAGACCUGCGCGCACCAUUGAUGAAGAUGACUAUGGCGAUGACGACGAUGAUGAAGAGGAUGAGGGCGACCAACAAACUCAACAAUCACAGCCUACCGCCGAGUCCCCUUUGCGCCCAAAACAACCCGCCUCGCCAUCCUUGUCACUCAAACCCACCAUCACACGCACCAGUACUUCAUCUGGUUCCUCGGAUCACGUCAAGUGCUCGGAAGAUGUGCGCAAGAAACUCGAGCAAGACAANAAGGCGGCUGAAGAUGCGGCGCGGAAGAGUUUCCAUAUCAUGUUCUAUACCCUAGAGGCAGACCGAGACGCUAUGAUGGAGCAGCAAAAGCUCGAUGAGCUGGACAGGCAAGUGGAGAACGAGAUGUCUGGCGUCUCUAACCCUGCACCAACCUCGGAUCCCUCAGGUAUUCAGCAAGGUUCUCUCAGCAACGCCGAUCUUGGUGCAUCAAGCUUGACCUUGAAAAAUCUCAUUGCCCGCAUAGAUGCCAAACGAACCAUGGUCAACGCAAACGAUACCCAACUUCGUACUCUUAUUAGUGAAGUACGCAAAGGGCGCAGCAAAUGGGCCAGUGAGGAAAAGGUUGGCCAGGAAGAGUUGUACGAAGCUGCUGAGAAAGUCCUGAUGGAGCUUAAAGCCAUGACUGAAUACUCGACUCCUUUCUUGCAGAGGGUGAACAAACGAGAUGCUCCUGACUAUUUCCACAUCAUCAAACAACCCAUGGAUAUCGGUACCAUGAUCAAGAAGCUCAAGAGUUUUUCCUACAGAUCUAAGAAAGAAUUCGUGGGGGACUUGAAUCUCAUAUGGGCGAACUGUCUCACCUACAAUGCCGACCCCGCUCAUCCACUGCGCAAGAAGGCCCUGUAUAUGCGCAAAGAAACCGACAAAUUGGUACCCCUGAUUCCCGACAUUGUCGUACGAGAUAGAGCAGAGGUUGAAGCAGAGGAAAGACGUCUACAGAAUCUAGAUGUCGACCUUGAGGGAGGAGAGGACAGCGACGAUGAUCAACCUAUCAUGGCAUCUCGUGGCCGCAAAGCACCAGGCAAAAGCAANAAGGGACAAUCCAACACAACUCGACAGACAACUCCUGGUGCACCAGAAGGUACUCCCGCGGCUGAAACCAAACCUGCAAUUCACGCAUCUGCAUCUAGUUUGCGUAAUGAAUUCCUUCGCGCCGACUCGGAUGCUCCUGCUGAAGCCAGCUCAAAUGGGUUCUCCACACCACCUCCGCCUGGAACAGCCACUCCACUUGGGAUGAACGGUCUUAGUCAAACUGAUUUGAUGGAGGUAGAUGGUGUUGGAAACUCAAUUGCCAUCAGCUCACAAAUCGAGGACCUUGAUGAGGACGACGCUGAGUACAAGACCUGGAAGCAAGUUACCAAGAAAGACAGAGCUAUGGCUGCAGCGGAAAGAAAUCGCCUGUUUCGCGGCGACCAUCUCAAUCCUGAUGAACCAGCUCUGUUGCGCACAAAGGCAGGGAUGCGGAGAUGGCUUCGACAGCAGAAGCAGAUCAUGAUUGACCCUACCAGUGCGCAAUCAAAAUCCGACGGCGAUGAACCGGAGCCGGAAACGAGUACCACAGGCGAAACGCUCGCCGAGAUUCAGAAAGACCAAGAUCGGACACUUCCAGACUACUAUGAUAUUUUGGCAGCAAUUCCGGAGCUGAACGACCAACUCAGAUGGACUGAAGACUCGGAAGGCAAAGUGAUACCUCAGGUCGAGGAUUACCUGCGCGUCUUUCCUAAAGAACAAUUCACAUCUGCAGAAAGUGGUCUUACCAAGCGGAUGGAAGCGAACAUGAGACAGAUGCAAGAGACCCGAAAAGUUUGCGCAAAGAUCGGCAUUGUCAAGCAAAUGCAGAUCCAAGCUCAGACCUAUCAGAAUCAGUUCCAAAAGUACGAUCCCCAGCCGUUUGUGGAACAAGAUAUCGGUGCUGUUGCUGUCUCAGAAGAUGGCCCUAUCAUGUCACCAUGGGUUUGUCGCGCUGCCUUCCAGAGAGCCGUGGGAAAGAUUUUCUACCAUGCAGGGUUCGAAGAUUUUCAGCCGUCUGCACUUGAUGCCGUUACAGACAUAGCCAGCGACUUCUUUGGCAAGCUCAUUCGCACUUUCACUCUGUACAACGAGGCGCCUAAAAAUGAGCUGGACGCUCACAGUUUCGGUGCCGAAGAGCAGGUCCUUCACUGUCUCCACAAAAACGGUCUCGAUCUGGAAUCUCUUGAAACUUAUGUCAAGGACGAUGUCGAACGAUUGGGAUCGAAGUUAGGUGUAGUCCACGAACGCAUGAAGGCGCAUCUCGCCGACCUACUGGUGAGUACUCAUCUGUAUUCUGCUGUUAGAGAUACUAAUUCAUGCAGNCGACCUGCUUUGGGCGACAGUGUUGGCGCAGAUGGCGUUGGUGCGUUCAACGAUGGCAGUGAUCAGUUUACUAGUGGUGACUUUGCUGCCGACGUUGAUGAAGAUUUCUUCGGAUUCAAAGAACUUGGUUUGGCCGACGAAUUUGGUCUGGAGAGUCUCAGCGUCCCCUUGCACUUGCUACAAAACCGCAUGCACAGUGCCUACCAGGCUAACCAUACCAGCUUGAUCACUUCAUCUGGUGUUGUGUUCCCUGUGCCUGCUCCUUACGACCCAAUAUCGACAGACAACCUGCCCUCUCAGAUUGGAUUGGUCCAAGACUUCUUCGCGACCAAACUGGCUGCUAACCAAGGACGACCUCUGGUUGACGACGAAGAUUUGCCGACCAAGCAGCGCUUCCCUCGACCUCGUCUGCCACCUACUGGAAAGAUCAGCAGUCCAAGAAAGCGACCCAUCCGUGAGCAGCAACAAGCCGCGAAGAAGCGCAGAAAACUUGAGGAGAGCAAAGAAGAAAGCAAAUUGGUGAAACCGAUCGGACCACUCAAAUUGGCGUUACCAGGAGCCAAAGAUAAAGAUCCAGAACCCGAGAAAGAUCACGAAGGCAAGAAUGCCAUGAUGAGUCCGCCCGAGAGCAUUACUGCGAGUUAG